CGCGACUUUGCACACUGGAGCUUUCCCAACUCCGCUCGGCACUUGACCUGACCAACACACCACCCUUUUUUUCCGCCCCAACGAACAGCAACCCACGGCCACGGCCUGCAAAACGAAACAAUGAUAUGCAGAACGUGUCUCCGUCAAGCGGCCCGCUUGCCGCACAGGACAUUACCGACGACUCGAUCCUUCACAACCACACUGCGACCUCUGAAUGCUGCCGCUGCCGCCCCAUCGCCGGCCGCCGACGCAGCACCAGCAGCACAAGCGCCCGCUGAUGCUGCGGCAAACGCAAACCCGGUUCUGUCUACCUGCCCCAAGGGCACCGUCCUCAAGGGCCUCAACUACUUCAAGGACAAGUCGGACCCCGUCGCGCUGGCCGACGAUGCAUACCCUGCCUGGCUGUGGAACUGCCUCAGCGUGACCAAGAAGGCGGCCGCCGUCGACGCGGAUGCCGGAGCUGAUGAGUUUUCAAAGUCAAAGAAGCAGCGUCGCCUGGCAGCCAAGAAGCAGCGCGCCCUCGAGGCCCAGCUCCUCGCUUCCGGAGACCUGUCCGCCCUGGCCCCCAAGAUCCCCGUCCAGCAACAGUCCAUCAACCUUCCCAGCGCCGAGGACGGCUCGGUCGAGUCUGCCGUCGAGGCCGCCGAGACGCGCGAGGCACUCCGCACGGCCAUGCGCAAGGAGCGCAAGGCCAAAAUCAAGGAGAACAACUACCUCAGGUCCAUGUGAGGUUGAGACGAGGAAGGGGUUUUGCUGGGCGAUGUUUAAAUGGUCCCAAAAGGCCUGUAUUUUUUUUUUUUUACCCUGGAGGUUGCCUGGUUCGUUUGUCGGGGUACUACAUUUUGCCCUUCUGUACUAUCAUGCAAAAGUCUACCACUGUUUUAUUAUCAUGUCAAUAGAGCAUCCGUAUAUUUGGAUUUUAUGCCAUCUUGAAAACAUUGCCAUGUUUAUGGGAA
Pyricularia grisea is the source of this 956-nucleotide messenger RNA. RefSeq lists its product as uncharacterized. Lineage: Eukaryota; Fungi; Ascomycota; Sordariomycetes; Magnaporthales; Pyriculariaceae. The transcript is spliced from 2 exons. Gene Ontology annotation, cellular component: mitochondrial large ribosomal subunit. Bases 121 to 729 code for a protein of 202 amino acids. Gene Ontology annotation, molecular function: structural constituent of ribosome. The record is from RefSeq and is a predicted model, not a curated record.